ACUUAUCUUCCUCUUCUCAUUCAUCAAUUCACAACUUGUUAGCCAAGUUCAUCAAUACAAAAUUACAAAUUACUCAUUAAAUUAUAACAAGUUCUUGAGAUAUAUAUAGUUACAUAUAUAUCAAUAAUAUUGAAAAUGACAACAAUCUAUGAGAAUAAUGAUCUCGCGACUGAGCUGAGAUUAGGGUUACCUGGUACAACAGAUGAAUCGAAGACAGAAUUAUCGAAUAAUAAAAGAUCUUCAUCAGAUUUAAAUCAUCAUGAUCAACAAGACUCCUCUUCUACACCAAAAGUACAAAUUGUUGGUUGGCCACCUGUUAGAUCUUACAGGAAGAAUAUUGUUAUCCAAACCAAGAAUUCAAAUUGUGAUAUUUCCCAAGGAAUGUAUGUGAAAGUUAGCAUGGAUGGAGCACCUUAUCUUAGAAAAAUUGACCUAAGGUUUUACAAAAGUUAUCAAGAACUACUCAAGGCUUUGGAGAACAUGUUCAAGCACCCUAUUGGUAUAUAUUUGGAAAAAGAAGGCAAUACUACUUGUGGAUCUAAUUAUGUAUUGACAUAUGAAGACAAAGAUGGUGAUUGGAUGCUUGUUGGAGAUGUACCAUUGGAUAUGUUCAUUAAUUCUUGUAAAAGACUUAGAAUAAUGAAAGGGUGUGAAGCUAAAGGUUUGGGAUGUAUAUAGAAAUUAUAUCUUAUAUAUUUAAGACGGAUUCUGUAGGUUAAAUUUUGAUUUUAGCUCGAUUUUAUAUAUAAAUAUACACAAAAAAUAAUUUAAAAUAUAAUAUAUAUGAUGAGGUUCUACUCGUUUUUUGA
This is a messenger RNA of Capsicum annuum, 809 nucleotides long. Its product is annotated as auxin-responsive protein IAA4-like. Bases 136 to 678 code for a protein of 180 amino acids. Gene Ontology annotation, cellular component: nucleus. Gene Ontology annotation, biological process: regulation of DNA-templated transcription. The record is from RefSeq and is a predicted model, not a curated record. The transcript has 3 exons. NCBI's taxonomy places the organism in Eukaryota, Viridiplantae, Streptophyta, Magnoliopsida, Solanales, Solanaceae. Gene Ontology annotation, molecular function: protein binding.